UUGCAGUGGUGGUGGUGGUGGUGGUGAGAUCUAGCUUGGUUGGUUGGUUGCAGCUGGAGAUCGAUCGGGAUGGGGAGGGGUCGGGUGGAGCUGAAGAGGAUCGAGAACAAGAUCAACCGGCAGGUGACGUUCGCCAAGCGCAGGAAUGGCCUGCUCAAGAAGGCGUACGAGCUCUCCGUCCUCUGCGACGCCGAGGUCGCCCUCAUCAUCUUCUCCAACCGCGGCAAGCUCUACGAGUUCUGCAGCACCCAGAGCAUGACUAAAACGCUUGAGAAGUAUCAGAAAUGCAGUUACGCAGGACCCGAAACAGCUGUCCAAAAUAGAGAAAGUGAGCAAUUGAAAGCUAGCCGCAAUGAAUACCUCAAACUGAAGGCAAGGGUUGAAAAUUUACAACGGACUCAAAGAAAUUUGCUGGGUGAAGAUCUUGAUUCAUUAGGCAUAAAAGAGCUCGAGAGCCUAGAGAAGCAGCUUGAUUCAUCCCUGAAGCACGUCAGAACUACAAGGACAAAACAUCUGGUUGACCAACUGACGGAGCUUCAGAGAAAGGAACAAAUGGUUUCUGAAGCAAAUAGAUGCCUUAGGAGAAAACUGGAGGAAAGCAACCAUGUUCGCGGGCAGCAAGUGUGGGAGCAGGGCUGCAACUUAAUUGGCUAUGAACGUCAGCCUGAAGUGCAGCAGCCUCUUCACGGCGGCAAUGGGUUCUUCCAUCCACUUGAUGCUGCUGGUGAACCCACCCUUCAGAUUGGGUACCCUGCAGAGCAUCAUGAGGCGAUGAACAGUGCGUGCAUGAACACCUACAUGCCCCCAUGGCUACCAUGAUGAUGACGGGGACAAUGAAUUACGAAAUAACAAGGAUAUGUGGCAUAUAUGUGGUGCCGCAUACAUGCAUGUAUCAUGGCUAGCUACUUAAUUGGAGUGAUGGAUUUGAACUAGUUUCGUAUGUAGCCUGUUUGUGUGUAACUUGUGUGAGAUACUACCUUAAAAACUAUCGGUGUCUGUUGAACAUAUUCUGCGAUCAACUUUAAGCGUAUUAUUAUCAUUUUCAUUCCA
Messenger RNA from Oryza sativa Japonica Group (Japanese rice), 1050 nucleotides. The record is from RefSeq and is a predicted model, not a curated record. NCBI's taxonomy places the organism in Eukaryota, Viridiplantae, Streptophyta, Magnoliopsida, Poales, Poaceae.